UUCCUUCCCUCCCUUCUCUCUCCUUGGGGUUGAAUGCUGAUUUAGUCCCGUAGUUUUUGCACUCUUUCCUCCGCUUAAGCUCCACAUUUGAACAACAGCAGAGAGAAAAAGAUCAGAAAAGACCGAAUCAUUCCUAGCUGAUCCCUCCCUCCUAGAUCACAAAUGGAUAAGACCUUCUUAAUCCAUUCCUUAUUUCCAGGGACAAUUCCCUCUUCAGCCUAAUCUUCUUAUAAACAGAGAGACACAGAGAGUAGUGAGAGAGAAAAAACAGAAAACAAACACAUACCACUUAAUCGUGUAUCAGCUUAAUGUGUUCUUCUCCUCUUCACUUAUAAACACUCCUAAUCCUACCUCUUCUUCUCCUUCUUCCUCACUUUGCAUUGUCCAACAUGGACUACACAACAAUACAAGGAAAGCAAUCCCUUGAUGAUCCUAGUUUGAUUCACAAAAUGAAUAACCUGUCUUCUCCUCCUCGAUGCGUGGUGUGUGUUGCCGGCCCAGUUAUAGUGGGUGCAGGUCCAUCGGGGCUCGCUACGGCCGCUUGCCUGAAAAACAAGGGCGUCCCUAGUGUGAUCCUGGAGCGAUCCAAUUGCUUAGCCUCUCUGUGGCAGCUCAAGACCUACGAUCGCCUCCGCCUUCACUUGCCUAAGCAAUUCUGCGAGCUCCCCUUUGUGCCUUUCCCUUCCGAUUUCCCCACUUACCCUACCAAGCAGCAAUUCAUCCGCUACCUUGACGAUUACGCCACCAAGUUCGACAUUCAGCCUCGUUUCAACGAGACCGUCUUGACCGCGCAGUACGACCCUGCGGUCGGCUUCUGGCGCGUUCGAACUGCAGGGUCCGAAAACGGGGUCGAGACUGAGUAUGUCACCCGGUGGCUCAUCGCGGCCACCGGGGAGAAUGCUGAGGCCCUCGUGCCCAAGCUGGAGGGGAUCAUGGAGUUCGGAGGGCCUAUCAGGCACACGAGCUUGUACAAAACCGGAGAGGAGUUUAGAGGAAAGAAGGUUUUGGUGGUGGGGUGUGGAAAUUCGGGCAUGGAGGUCUGUUUGGAUCUGUGUAACCACAAUGCUAGGCCUUCACUCGUUGUCAGAGAUACAGUGCACGUCCUACCACGAGAGAUGCUGGGAAAGUCGACUUUCGGGCUGUCCAUGUUGUUGCUCAAGUGGCUGCCCAUACGCCUUGUGGAUCGCCUCUUGCUGGUAGCUUCACGGCUGCUGCUCGGCAACACGUCCCAGCUUGGUUUGGUCCGGCCUAAGUUGGGUCCCUUGGAGCUCAAGAAUCUGUCGGGGAAGACUCCGGUCUUGGAUGUUGGGACCCUGGCCAAGAUAAGAACCGGUGACAUUCAGGUACGUCCGGCAAUCAAGAGAUUAAAACGUCAUCGUGCUGUAGAAUUCGUCGACGGAAGAACAGAGAAUUUCGAUGCCAUUGUCUUAGCAACAGGUUACAAAAGUAAUGUGCCCUCUUGGCUGAAGGAGGGAGAGAUGUUCUCAAAAGAAGAUGGAUUGCCAAAAUUGCCAUUUCCAAAUGGUUGGAAAGGUGAGCGUGGGUUAUAUGCUGUGGGGUUUACCAAACGAGGACUACUUGGUGCAUCAAUGGACGCCAAGAGAAUUGCCGAGGACAUUGAGCGGUGUUGGAAAGCCGAGGCAAAGCAUUCUACUCCCUUUACACGGUCGCAUUUGCCUCUAUCGUCGUCGCCAUAGUGUUGGUUUUCCGACGAUUAUGACUUCUCGGCGAAGCCUUAUUAGUUAAUUCAUCGAAUGGGCAGAUGAUGAUGAAAAAAGAGGAAACAAGAGAGGAUUUUGGUGAUCCCGAAUUCACAGGAUGCUUAUAGCUUGGUGUCUUGGUGAUUCUCAUACGUUGCACACCAUUUUGUACAUUACCAUAAGUGAUCUCUGAUGUUUAGGUAUGACUUGUUAGAGUGAGAGAUCUUAAAGGGGAUAGCUAGCUAGGUUGGUAUUAUUCUUCAAGUGUCUUUUUCGUUUUGUACUGAUUCCAACAUGGGGUUGGGAUGGGACUUGAUAAUUGAUAGUGUUAACACUAGUGUAGCUAACUGGUUUUUUGUGUGGUUCAUUCUCUAUUAAGUUAGGGGUUUUUGGAAUGAGAAAAUGACCUUUAAUUUUA
Messenger RNA from Fragaria vesca subsp. vesca, 2118 nucleotides. RefSeq names its product flavin-containing monooxygenase YUCCA6-like (gene YUC1). Gene Ontology annotation, molecular function: N,N-dimethylaniline monooxygenase activity; flavin adenine dinucleotide binding; NADP binding. Lineage: Eukaryota; Viridiplantae; Streptophyta; Magnoliopsida; Rosales; Rosaceae. Gene Ontology annotation, biological process: auxin biosynthetic process. The transcript has 4 exons. The coding region runs from base 390 to 1697 and encodes 435 amino acids. The record is from RefSeq and is a predicted model, not a curated record.